This is a messenger RNA of Mangifera indica (mango), 1885 nucleotides long. Its product is annotated as laccase-4-like. Gene Ontology annotation, biological process: lignin catabolic process. The coding region runs from base 14 to 1687 and encodes 557 amino acids. Gene Ontology annotation, cellular component: apoplast. Gene Ontology annotation, molecular function: copper ion binding; hydroquinone:oxygen oxidoreductase activity. The record is from RefSeq and is a predicted model, not a curated record. NCBI's taxonomy places the organism in Eukaryota, Viridiplantae, Streptophyta, Magnoliopsida, Sapindales, Anacardiaceae. The transcript has 6 exons.
AGACAAGGAGUUAAUGGAGAUGGCGCCAUGGAUUCGAAUCGUUACACUGUUGAUCGCUUGCCUGCUUCCGGCUUCAGUGGAGUGCUUGGUUCGACAUUACAACUUCAAUGUGGUAAUGAAGAACACCACUAAAUUGUGUUCAACCAAACCUAUCGUCACAGUCAAUGGAAAAUUCCCUGGCCCUACUCUUAUUGCUAGAGAAGACGAUACACUGCUUGUAAAAGUUGUCAACCAUGUCCAUUAUAACGUCACAAUCCACUGGCAUGGAGUUAAGCAACUGCGGACUGGUUGGGCUGAUGGUCCUGCGUACAUAACACAGUGUCCGAUUCAACCUGGCCAGACUUAUGUGUAUAAUUUCACGCUCACCGGCCAAAGGGGUACACUUCUCUAUCAUGCUCACAUUCUCUGGCUUCGAGCCACUCUCCAUGGAGCUAUUGUUAUCUUGCCCAAACGUGGCGUUCUUUAUCCCUUCCCCAAACCUCAUCAGGAAGUUGUCAUCGUAUUAGCUGAAUGGUGGAAAUCAGAUGUUCAAGCUGUCAUCAAUGAAGCUCUCCAAUCUGGCCUAGCUCCCAAUGUGUCUGAUGCUCACACCAUCAAUGGUUAUCCAGGGCCAGUAUCAAACUGCGCUUCAGAGAGAGGAUAUACCUUACCAGUAGAACCCGGUAAGACAUACAUGCUGAGAGUCAUCAGUGCUGCAUUGAAUCAAAAUCUCUUCUUCAAGAUCGCUGGCCAUAAAUUCACCGUGAUUGAGGUUGAUGCUUCAUAUACAAAGCCCUUCAAAACUGAAAUGGUUCUCAUGGCUCCAGGCCAAACCACAAAUCUUCUUUUAGAAACAAACCUUGGAACUGGCAAGUUCAUGGUCACGGCCUCACCUUUUAAGGACGCUCCCGUUGUCGUCAACAGCAGAACCGCCACUGGCAUGUUGCACUAUUUUGGUACCUUUGAUGAUACAACCACCAUUGUCACCAUCCCAUCUGCUCAAAAUGACACCCCACUUGUGGACAACUUUACUGUUGCCUUAAGAAGCCUAAAUUCAAAAGAAUAUCCAACUAGAGUCCCUUUGAAGAUAGAUCAUUCUCUUUUUUUCACUAUUGGCCUCGGAAUCAAUCCUUGUGAAACUUGUGUCAAUGGCAAUCAUGUUGUGGCAUACAUUAAUAAUGUCACUUUCAAUAUGCCAAGUAUCUCACUCCUUCAAGCUCAUUUCUUUAAUAUAAAAGGAGUUUACACUGACGAUUUCCCUCGCAAUCCACCAAAUAAAUACAACUAUACAGGCACACAACCAACAAAUGUUCAAACCAUGAACGGGACAAGAGUUUAUCGCCUCCGUUACAACUCAACUGUUCAACUAGUCUUACAAAAUACAGCAAUGCUUGCCCCUGAAAGCCAUCCAAUUCACUUGCAUGGCUUCAAUUUCUUCGCAAUUGGAAGUGGGUUAGGAAACUACAACGCCGACAAGCACCCAAAGAAAUUCAAUCUUGUCGACCCUGUAGAGAGGAACACCAUUAGUGUCCCUGGUGGUGGAUGGAUGGCUAUCAGAUUCAUAGCAGAUAAUCCAGGUGUUUGGUUCAUGCAUUGCCAUUUGGAGGUGCAUUCGACAUGGGGGCUAGAGAUGGCAUUUGUUGUGGAGAAUGGGAAAGGCCCCAAUGAGUCACUUUUGCCGCCGCCCAAUGACCUUCCCAAGUGUUAGCAAACAAAACUGAAAGGCCCAACACUCCACAUCCUUUUUUAUUCACGAAAAAACAAUAGAUAAGUGAUAGAUAAACAGCCCAGAAAACAAAACAAAUAGAUUGUGUUAAAAAGACAAGCCCAAACAAAGCCUACUCCUCAGAAUAUAAUAAACCUGUAGUGGGUUUUUAUUUUUCUGGGAUUUAAAUAUAUGUGCCAA